AUGGCCGAGGAGUAUGACGACGAAUUGCAGCAUGGAGACGCCGGCGCCGACGACAGCGGCGUCACUGGACCCGGGGCGCCCACCCCCGUGUCCGCCCUCGAGGGUGUUGCAGGCCUCACCAAGCGUGACAUCCAACUGAUUGUGGACGGGGGGUUCCAGACCGUCGAGUCUAUAGCCUACACUCCCAAGAGGAUGUUGGAGCAGGUCAAGGGCAUCUCGGAACAGAAGGCAACCAAGAUUCUCUUUGAGGCAUCCAAAUUGGUGCCCAUGGGUUUCACCACAGCCACUGAGAUGCACCAGCGAAGAAGUGAGCUCAUCUCCAUCUCGACCGGGUCCAAGAACCUCGACACUCUCCUGGCCGGUGGCGUCGAGACCGGCUCCGUCACCGAGUUGUUCGGUGAGUUCCGGACAGGUAAAAGCCAGAUCUGCCACACCCUUGCCGUGACGUGUCAGCUGCCGUUCGACAUGGGCGGCGGCGAGGGCAAAUGUCUCUACAUCGACACCGAAGGCACCUUCAGACCGGUCCGUCUCCUGGCCGUGGCGAACCGCUACGGCUUGUCGGGCGAGGAGGUUCUGGACAACGUUGCCUACGCCCGGGCCUACAACUCGGAUCACCAGCUGCAGCUCCUGAACCAGGCAUCGGCCAUGAUGUGCGAGACGAGGUUCUCUCUGCUCAUCGUCGACAGCGCCACUGCACUGUACCGGACCGACUUCCUGGGCCGAGGCGAGCUCUCGUCUCGUCAGACACAUCUUGCCAAAUUCAUGCGCACCUUGCAGCGGCUGGCCGACGAGUUUGGCAUCGCAGUGGUCAUCACGAACCAGGUCGUGGCCCAGGUUGACGGUGGACCGAGCUCCAUGUUCAAUCCCGACCCCAAGAAGCCCAUCGGUGGCAACAUCAUCGCACACGCCAGCACGACGAGAAUCAGCUUGAAGAAGGGCCGUGGCGAGACGCGUAUCGCCAAGAUCUACGACAGCCCUUGCUUGCCCGAAAGCGACUGCCUGUUUGCCAUCAACGAGGAUGGGAUUGGCGACCCGUCUCCCAAGGAUAUGGAGAAGAUGAACAACUAG
This is a messenger RNA of Neoarthrinium moseri, 1068 nucleotides long. RefSeq lists its product as uncharacterized. Gene Ontology annotation, cellular component: condensed nuclear chromosome. Gene Ontology annotation, molecular function: double-stranded DNA binding; ATP-dependent DNA damage sensor activity; single-stranded DNA binding. NCBI's taxonomy places the organism in Eukaryota, Fungi, Ascomycota, Sordariomycetes, Amphisphaeriales, Apiosporaceae. Bases 1 to 1068 code for a protein of 355 amino acids. The record is from RefSeq and is a predicted model, not a curated record. The transcript is spliced from 3 exons. Gene Ontology annotation, biological process: reciprocal meiotic recombination; mitotic recombination-dependent replication fork processing; chromosome organization involved in meiotic cell cycle.